UGUCGCUGGUUCCUUCCAGUUUACUGGUGGUAACAAUAUGGGCGGUGAUGGGAUCUUCUGAAACCCCAUUUAGGGUUUAACAAACUCGGGAACUUUGGGGCGGAGAGGGAUAUGAGCGGGCCUUGGGCGCCGGACUUUUUCUGGAGGGAGGCGCAGCGCCUAGGCUACGUUGCGAGAUCGGCAUUUAAGCUUCUUCAGAUGCAGAAGCAGUUCAAGUUAAUAGGCGCCGGGGCUUCUGUUCUUGAUCUUGGAUGUGCUCCUGGAGCUUGGCUUCAGGUGGCUUGUCGAAGCUUGGGUCCUUUGGAGAAGGGUGGGGCAGUUGUGGGGAUUGACCUGAAGAAGGUGCAUAUUCCAUCUCAUCAUUGUGAUUCAAGAGUAAAAACCAUUUGUGCUGAUGUUAUGAAUCUGCGGAAGGAUCAAGCAAGGGCUUUUUCUCCCCAGGGAAUGGGGUUUUCUGUUAUACUCUCAGAUAUGUGUCCCAUUGUUUCUGGAAUCACAACAAAAGAUGCCGCUCUGUCGUGUGAACUCGGUAAAAGAGCACUCUCUUUGGCUAUCGGCAACUCAUCUUGCAAAAAUACUUCAGAGUUCCUCGACAGUUUUGAAGAUGAUACAAGUGAGAAUGGUGUUCUUCGACGCGGUGGUAAUGUUGUAAUUAAGCUUCUGGAGAGUAAAGACACAGAAGCAUUUGCGAAAUUUUGCAAGCAAAGAUUCAGAAAUGUAUCAUGGUUAAGGCCCAAGGCUACAAGAUCUUCCUCAAAGGAGAUUUAUCUGAUUUGCCAGGGCUUGCGGUAGCAUGGACUUCCACUUCAGAAAUUAGCAGAGUUUAAUCCUUUGUCCCCACUAUAAAAUGCUGCUGCGUGGCUGAUUUUUCCUCUACAGAUUUUAGUUGCUGCAAGUUCAGUCAAGGAGACAGCAUGUGGUGAAGCUGGAGAUUUUUUUCAUUAAUUGGUGACUUGAUCAUAGGUAAGUUUUCAUCUUGUAGUUCGUAUUAGCUUAUUUUGUUGGAGAUGUAAUACAAAGCUAGGUAAUUAUCAAAGUGUGUAUUUUGAUAUGUUAAAAUGUAUUCGCCAACUAUGUUUUACUCUUGUUCAAUUGAAUAUAGUUCAUGUUAUCAAA
Messenger RNA from Dendrobium catenatum, 1116 nucleotides. RefSeq names its product ribosomal RNA large subunit methyltransferase E. The transcript has 7 exons. Gene Ontology annotation, biological process: RNA methylation. Gene Ontology annotation, molecular function: rRNA (uridine-2'-O-ribose)-methyltransferase activity. Lineage: Eukaryota; Viridiplantae; Streptophyta; Magnoliopsida; Asparagales; Orchidaceae. The record is from RefSeq and is a predicted model, not a curated record. The coding region runs from base 112 to 792 and encodes 226 amino acids.